CUACGCUGAACGUAUGACUUCUUCAUACUGUUUGUAACACUGCCUGCAACUCCAGUGGCCUUUAAUGAAUUAAUAGGACUUACUGUCACGUCGACAAGGGACCUUGAAGAUUCUUUUCAGCUGAUGACACCCCUUCGAAACCAACUCGUUUAAGGUUUACAGCCACAGCUGUAAGCUUGCUUAUUAGGGGGUACGCUCGGUAGUCCUCAAAAUGAGCGCCGAUGCUGAGGCGGCAGCUGAGAGCAGAUAUGAAGUUCGGGAAGUUAUUGGAAAAGGAGCCUUUGGUGAAGUCAAUCUCGUAGUGGAGAAACAAUCGAAGCAGAGGUAUGUUCUCAAGCGCAUUAAGAUGGCUCGCCAGAGCGAAUGGCAACGGAAGGCUACGCGGCAGGAGAUUGAAAUUGUCUCUCGCUUGCGGCACCCCUUCAUCAUGCCAUACAAGGAGCACUGGAUACACCACGGUCACACCAUUAAUGUCGUGUAUGGCUACUGUGAGAAGGGCGACCUGUCAUCGGCCAUUACAAAGCAACGGGGCAAGCCCUUUCCCGAGGAGACGCUGCGGCUGUGGCUAGCUGAGUUGCUGCUGGCCGUGGAGUACAUGCACCGACAGAACGUGCUGCACAGGGACAUCAAAACCCCCAACAUCCUGCUGACCGGCGACGGCGACGUGCAGAUUGGCGACUUUGGUCUGGCCACCGUACGCGUGCACGGCGACGUGAUACAGCUGGACUUGGGCUCGAGCGGCGGCGCAGAUGACUCUUCGGACACGCGGCCGGACGCCUCAGGGUCUUCGGACAACAGCCAUGGCGGCUCCGCGGGCACUCCCGAGCGGCCGCACCCUGCACACCUGCAUGCCAACGCGCACCUGCCGCAGGCCGGCAACGACGGCGAUAAGGACCGCGAUAAGGACCAGGCCGGGGGGCACACGCCCGUUCACGAUAAGGUUGGCACCCGCAACGACUACGCGCUAGUGGGCACCCCGCACUUCAUGAGUCCGGAGCUGCUUUCGAGCCAAAAGUACUCAUACGAGACUGACAUCUGGUCGCUGGGUGUUGUGAUGUACGAGCUGACCACCCUCAAGCCGCCCUUCAACGCCUUCAACCUGGCGGGCCUUGUGGCCAAGAUCAAGCGAGCCGCGCUGCCGCCCAUCCCGACCACCUACUCUGCUGACUGGGCCUCGGUCCUCAAGAGCAUGCUACGCAAGGACCCCACCCGCCGCGCUGGUGCUCUGGAGAUCCUCACCAUGCCCUCCAUGCAGCCCGCCCUCCAGCAAGCGCGACAGCGCGCCCUGGUCAUCGCACCAGACACCGUCUUUCCGGACAUUCCCUACUCCGAGCCCUCACCCGCGCCCAGCGAGGGCGGCUUCUGCUUUGACGUGCCUGGCGGUGCGGCGGCAUCCCACCGCACGCCCUCUGCAGGCGGUGGCAUGUCCACCACGCCCGUCCUGGUCUGCCCGGAUGAGGGCGGGAGCCUGAAGGCCGAGACCAGCAGCGAGGGAGCGGAGGCCUCGCCCAUGCCCAAGUUUCCUGACCUGGAGUCCGAGCCCUCGGGCGCAUCCGCCAAGGCCCCGAGCUCUAACGUCACGCCCAGGCGCGCACGCGCUAAUACCGUACCUAACGUCCACCUAGCUGGUGCGGGUGCGGGUGCUGGGGCUGCAGCGGCUCACGAGGGCUGUCGCGCGAAGACGCCUGUGGGGUCCCGGAGGACUGCGGCGACGACCGCGACACCGACGGCAGCGGCCAAGCGUCACCCCACGCCGCAGGCCGCGGGUGCCGGAACCGCACGUAGCCGGACGCCGGCGCGGGCUGCGGAGGACGCAACCGCACCCACACACACCCCGGGCCGCAUGGUUCGUAAGGCGUCAUUGCCUCGGACACGGCCGAUCGCCACGCCGUCAGCGACGGCGACUCCGGCGCCGUCGGUUCCGGCAACGCCGCGUGACGAGGCCUCUGUUGCUGCAGGGCAUGGGCACGCGGCUGCGGCUCCUGAGAGGCCCGUUAGCCGCCUCCGGACAGAGUCACUUACUGGCGGAGCUUCACGCCACCCUACUCCGCUCAGCGCUCGCUGCACCAGCAGCAGCCGGCGGGCUACUACCGACUCGACACCCUCUCCAACCGGCGCCACCGCAGCGGCGGCCGGAGCAGCUCCCAUACCUCUCCUUGUAUCCCCCAUUGCCGUACCCUCGCCUGUCACCACCCCCAAUGGCGACACGGACGCGGAAGCGGUCACCCCUGACGCCCACGCCGCAGCUGGUGUCGCUGGUAAGUUUGGCAGCGCGCCUCCCACCGCUACUGCCACCACACCCACCAGCGGCCCCCGCGCUCAUCACAAACUGCCCCCAGGCGGCACCGCAGCCUCCACCGCAGCUUCCUCUGGUCGCACUCGGGACUCCUCCGCGUGCCGUACCACCCGCGCUAGUUCCUUCUCAAGCGCUCGUCCCACACGUACGGGUUCCGGCGCCUCUGCGGCUUCACCGGGUGGUGUUGCUGCUGGUGUCGCCGCCGCUAGUCCCACCUCGGCUCGGCGCACGUCCGCUGCCACGACUGCUGCUGCAACCACUGCGGACUGUCCCGGCACGGGUGCCGGAGGAGCCUCGGGGCGCUCCAUGUCUGCGAAUCCCAUCACCCGCCGGCGGUCGCAGCCCGGUAACGCUCUCAGCAAGGAGUCCAGCAGAGAGGGCUCCGAGGGUGCUGCGCUAUCGACGCGGCCGACACCAGAAAGGCGUGUACGGCGGACGUCCUAUGUGUCGCACAACAAGCCUAGCGGCUCGGACGUGGCGCACCGGAAACCGGCCGGCGUGCCAUUGCCAGCCUCGCCUGCUCCGGCGGCGGCCACGACGUCGGUCAAGGCGCGUAGCCCGCGAGCGGCAGCAGCACCUGCUGCUGCUGCUGAGUCGUCUGUUGAGCACAUCGGCCUUUUGGCCUCUCACCCCAUCGUGGACUCUGAUACCGGAAACGGCAGCUCCACGGGUACCUCGGCCGUUGCCUCCGCUAUCACCUCGGCCGUUACCUCGGCCGGCGGAAGCUCCUCCUGCACUGAAUCCGUGCCUGUCGUACCGCCUUCUGGAGAGCCCUCGGCAGCAACCGUUGACCUUCCCGCCAUUGCUUCGGAGGCUUCAAAGCUGUCGGUCUGCAGCGCGGCGUCUGUGGACGCGUCACGUGCAGCAGUGGCAGGAAGGGCAGUGGCAGAGCGGCCGGGGAUUCCGCUGCCGCCGAUGGGGGCUUCGCCUCCCGUCUCCGGCGGUGGUGCGGCGGGCUCGGUCUUCAACCACUCGUGGAUGUCAGCGCCGCGCUCUCAGUGCUCGCUGAUGUCGGUGACAACCGAGGAUUCCGAACUAUCGAUCCCGGAUGGAAGAUACGCCACCCCCGAGGGCUCCACCGGUGGCGGCCUGCUAGACGGCGAGGCCAGCUCGGGCGUGGGAGCGCAGCCGGGAGCCGUGCCGCUCUGGAACAGCAACCAGCUCUACUCGGGCAGCUACGGCAGCUUUGGCGGCGCCAUGAGCGAGUCUGCCGCAGCCGCGGCUGCAGCCGCCGGGGCGGCGGGCGCCAGCCUGGGCGGCGCCCGUUCUUCGGAGCUAGGAGGACUCGCCUCGGCAAGCCCCUCGGGCACGCUUACAGUCGACCUGCCGCGCCGCGUGUCUAUCUCUGUGUUUGCGCCGGCCUUGGGCGCCGGGAACAACAUCAACAACGGCAGCGCUGCCGGGCCAGAUGCCCCCGCUGCGUCUUCGCCUAGUGCCGCCGCUCCUAGUGUUCUCCAACAUCCUGACGAUGACCGUAAGCAGCAUGCUGCGAGUGAAGAGCCAGAGGGCAAGGCAUCCCCACACAGCAGCAGCGCGGGCGGCGCGGCAGGUGAUGAGGCAACGACUGCAUCGGAGCAAGCACGUGGCAGCGUUUCCGUAGCAGAUGCGGAUGAAGUCGCCUCUUCAUCGCUAUCUGGCGGCGGUGACCUGGGCGGCGAGUUGGGCACCCUUAGCGAAAGCGUGUCCACAGGGGCAGCCUCCUCACCCUCCGCUUCCUCACCCUCCGUUUUUGGCCCUUCCCCGGCCGGCAGCCCCAGCAACCCAGCUGCCGCAGGUGCCACUGCGGCUGCCACUGCUGCUGCUGCCAACGCAGCCGCAGCAGCAACUCGACGACGACAAACUCAGGACCGAAUCUCCCCCCGCAGCACAUCCUCUUCCCAAGUGCCGCAGCUGCGCUCCGCUCGAAGUCUGGACGCCCGUGGCAGCAGCGGUGGCAGCGCCGCACAGGGCUUGUCUCCGCGCCUCUCCCCACGCAUUUCGCCACGCACCGCCCUGCUUGCGGAGCCCUCCUCAGGUGGCUGCUCUAUGGCUUCGACCGCUAGCGCUCAGCGCUCGUUCGCCGGCUUCGUCAUCCACCAGCCCCCCAGUCCCUCUGGCUGGCGCAUCGGCGCCAACGGCUCGCCGAUGUCCAUGGCGGAAUCCGCGGGCUCCUCCACAGACGCCACCUCCCCGCUCCGCCCUGUCGCCGAAGGCGAGGAGGGGUUGCUACGUGACGAGGAGGCACAGUCCGCUCCACCACCUGCCGUUGCUGCCGCCGCUGACGGAGCCAUGGGGGUGGCGGGCAGUCGCGCGGAGCGGCUCCGAAACCACGCGGUGUACUCGCUGAGCUCCUCGGAACGUGAGCAGUUGGUUUUGUUGCAGCGUGUGGUGGGCAUUGCGAGCUCGCUGUGGGAGGCGGGUCGGCACGAGGAGCUGGGGGCGGUGCUGUCCUCCACACUCAGUCGGUCGCUGGUGCGUAGCGCCUCGGCAGCUGCAGCUGCAGUGGCGGUGGUGUUUGCUGACGUGGAGGAGCACCCGCAGUCGGGGUCGACGUUGCCGGAGCUGGGCGACACGGUGCGGGUUUUGGUUGGGCCGCUGCGAGGAGUGGAGGCGGUGGUGCGCUACCGGGGGCCUUGCCACUGGGGCGCAGGCGUGGUGGUGGGCGUAGAGUUGCCGCCGGGUACAACGGAGAAUGCGGACGCGAGCCUGCCCACCGGCGUCCGAGACGGGGUGACGUACUUUCGCUGCCAGAGCGCCGCUCACCGGGCAGCAUUCCUGCCGCUGGACCAUGUUGCGUUGCUUGGCUAGGAUCAUGAGCAGUCAUGCCAGUCAUGAGCUGGGAUGACCCAUGGGUCGGGGCUUUAAGUAAUACACUUGGUUGGGUCGCGCGGAUAGGUCAGGUGGUGCUGAUCUCUGGGUGUGUUGUGGAGGUAAGGUAUGGCGCAGGGUGGGGAGGUAGCGAGAAGGCGGCUGCUGUGGGCUACUAGGCAGGAUCGUUAGCAGCAUCGCUGCAGGUAUGUGACCUUGACUUUAGCAAUAGAGCUGUUGAAUGGGGUUGCCUCCUGGGCAGCUCUGGUAACUUGGCAAAGGUUGGCAGGGCGCAGGACGACCGCGAUGUAAGCUGUGUUGCUGCGGGGCGUGGAGGGGUUGUGUCGACGGAGUAGAGAGGAUAGGGUAGGAUAUGCAUGUACGGUGUACUAAAUUACAAAGCCGAUCCGAGGUAUUCCUCGACGAGGGAGUUACCAAACCAUGGUAGAGACACAGAUAAUGCGGAUGCGCUCGCGAAAGGGCAAGGCAAACAGUACCGGUACCUUUAUGAUGUUCCAUGGACGUUUAUAUCCACGGUGUGACUUCUAUUCUAUGGAAUGCCAUAUGCGUGUGAAGACGGCCCUGGGGUUGUUAGGGGCUGUGGCCCCUAUGCCAUGAGGGACAUGAGUCGGGCUGUGAGCCUGUGACGUGCCGUGACGGUGCUUUAUUGCGGAUAUCGGGUCGCAAGAUGUCGUUCAUGCGCUAAUUGCAAUAAAUUCCAAUUGCGACGCAUGACUGGGAUACUGGUGCCGAUCUGGUGUGUAUCCAUGUAAUUGUAUGACUAGGGUUAGCUGUGGGUUUGGUGUGGUAAGCGGCAUGCCAUAUCAGAUGACCAGGAGUCAUGUAAGGCCCACUGUUGUCCUGCGCACGAUUCAGCAAUACAUGUCUGGC
This is a messenger RNA of Astrephomene gubernaculifera, 5974 nucleotides long. The record is from the annotation of a GenBank genome assembly. Lineage: Eukaryota; Viridiplantae; Chlorophyta; Chlorophyceae; Chlamydomonadales; Astrephomenaceae.